CCAUCACUUGAUAGGGCCGUUGGGCUGGGAGGAAGAGGGCCCAGGCCGAAGGUGACGCUGAGGCGGCGGGGGUGCUGAGAGGUGAGCGGGCCGUGAAUGAGAGUGAGCCACAGCAACACAUCGGGCACUCUUCCCCAUCUCUCUGCGGUGAAUGGCGACGGGAUGGAGUACGAGGGGAGCGGCGGCAGCGGGGCGUCUGCUGGGCUCCUGCAGCAGAUCCUCAGCCUGAAGCUCGUGCCGCGGGUGGGCAACGGGACCCUGUGCCCCAACUCCACUUCUCUCUGCUCCUUCCCAGAGAUGUGGUAUGGUGUGUUCCUGUGGGCACUGGUGUCCUCUCUCUUCUUUCAUGUCCCCGCUGGAUUACUGGCCCUCUUCACCCUCAGACAUCACAAAUAUGGUAGGUUCAUGUCUGUAAGCAUCCUGUUGAUGGGCAUCGUGGGACCAAUUACUGCUGGAAUCUUGACAAGUGCAGCAAUUGCUGGAGUGUACCGAGCAGCAGGAAAGCAAAUGAUACCAUUUGAAGCCCUCACCUUGGGCACUGGACAGACGUUUUGUGUAGUGGUGGUCUCUUUUUUACGGGUUUUAGCGACUCUAUAGCAUAUACCCUUAUGCUAGGAUGGUGAACCGAAGUUUUAUAGAAUCCUCAAAAAGAACACAAUAAGAAAUGUAGUAUUUUCUUAGUUCUUCAAAUGGAAGCAGCUUGGAUAAAAAAAUAUGUGAAGAACACCAUCUCAGCCCUUUCCUCAAUAUGAAGCUCCAGGAAUUGAAGAUCUUUUUGGAUUCCUAUUGUUCUCAACCAAAACAAAUCAAGUUUUAUUUUGUUUGACAGUUAAUUUAAGCAAUAUUAGAGGUGCACCUUUACCCAAAGCCAAGUCAACAGUGCUUCUGGGUUAGCAGCCUUCACACUGAAAUUUACAAUAUGUUGUGAGAAAAUGCAUUGUUGCCUAUUUCAGAGAAACUAUGGAAAAUAUUGGUUUAUUUCUGAGCAGAGUAUACUGUACUAAAAUCUUCUUUGAUCUACUCUUGGUUAAAAUUUGGCAGACUCUUCUUUUGCUACAUCGUCAUGAUAGUAAGUGCCAAGUAGGUUUUGGCUGAGUAUUGUAUAGCUUUGAGAACAAAUUUGGUAAAAAUAACAGGAAAAAAAUACUUAUAACACAAGCAGUGAUUUUUAUUCCACUGUUAAAAAAAAUAGAGAUAACUACUGAAUGAUGUGACGUUUUAUGGAUAACUAUCUUGACCUCUGAUUAUUUAAUAUGUUUUAAGAGAUGUGAAUUUGUUUUUUUGUACAUUUUAACAAAAUAAGCUAGCUAAUUGUGCCGGUUUUUUUUUUUUCCUCCAGAAUUCCAGUAUCACCUUUCCUAUCACUUUUAUUCUAUUAAUUUUAUUUAGUGUAAUUGGAAACACCCUAUUAAAUAGCUCUAGUUGAAAAUUUUAAGCCCAGAUGGGUUAGGAUACUCUUUUGACAUUGAGGCACACACACAAAUAUACUUUAAACAUACAGUUUUUCUUAAUGACUUUGGUUUAUUACUUUCUCUUGAAAAAUUGUAGCAGUGUCGCUUCAAGUAGAGUUAGUGCUUGUUGUUUUUUUUUAGCAUUAAUAGUUACUUAUCUUCUUAGUUACCUAGUGGUGGGUCUUCAGCCCAUUUUUACAGUAUUGGGUGUUACUCUCAGAAAGUGCCUAAGGUUUAAUUUUCAGAUAUGCCUUCCACUGUGCCAUUUUCAUUUUCCUUCAAGAGAAAUUUUGUCCUUAAAGAGAAAUAUCAAGAGUUUUUUUUAACCCAAUUUUAGCUUUAAAUUUUUCUUCUAAUGCCUAACUUUCUUUUUCAUUAAAAGGCCUGAAAACUGUGACCUUCAAAACAGAAAAGAUUGUAAAAACUAAGUAUCUGAGUUGAUCCUUACCACCUAAACUGUUUUAUUUGGAAUACAGUCAAUGUUGUUCUUGUCUGUUCUCAAAAUGGUUUCUGGUAAUUAAGUCUAACAUUUUAAAGGAAAGUUUUCAUUGUGAGAGUAAAGUUGACAGCCCAUGAGGUCAUACACACAGGAAUGUAUCCAUUCCAUUUAAAGCAGGAUGCACUUUGGAUUCUGAUUAAAAAUAGCCAAGAGGAUCAAUUUACCAGGGGUAGUCAAAGAGAAAAAGUACAAAGGGAUCCAAAAGUGAGCUGGACAUUUUGUUUUAACCAAUAGGCCUUUAGAUCACUUAACAAAAUCACAGUGACAUAAACUCAGACGAGGUGGAAAAUUACGAGUAGGAAUGCAGGCAAACGUCCUUACAAAUAAAUACCCCACCAAGAUUACUCUCCAAUGCUCUAAUCUUUCUUUCAAGUAAAUUUUAAGUCUUUAAAGACUUUUUCAGUUCAAGGAGCUGUGAUUUUGAAAAGUAGCCCUUCAGUUUAAGAAAUUUGGGGGUGUUGUAUCCUUUAUUAUAAGAAAUAAUUUUAAUCAUCUCUAUUGAAGGAUGCCUCUUAGUGUUUGUUCUCACCUAAAUAAAACAUUCUCUUGGAUAGAAUUUCACAAAUUGAACAUGUGGGCCCCUUCCGUGAAUACUAAUUUUUGAACAUAUUGAUCUGUGAUUGAAAUCUUUGGUUAUUUAUCUUUAGAGCCAAGACACAAACAUUAAUGAAUUUUGAAAGGUGUCUUCUGUUUCCGUCUGUUUGUCGUUUGCUAUGUUUUGACUCUCCACUCUUUUUAAAAACUUCAAAUGUAAAAUAUGUCUUCAAAUUAUUGAAUGUUUCAUCCAUCCCAGUAUGUGAACAUUCUCCUGUGAAUAAAUGUAUAUAUACUUUAUGUAGAUUGAGCUUUGUAGCUUGAAAUUUUUUCAGGAAGAAACUGUUUGAAUGAUAAUGCCUAUUCCUCCUCAUUUUUGUUUUUUUGGCUUUUUAAAAUCUCUCAUGUCAAAUACACAGUUAUUUGGGGUUGAUUACUCAGAUGAAAAAAUAUAUGCAUUUGUGUUGAACGUUUUAUUUUACCAAAAAUUUUGAGAAUUUUUUGCUGACAUCUGGCUUUCUUAGAGACAUAUGCAACCACCCCAUCCCCAAAUUGUGUGUCCACUUUUCCUUUUUUUUUUAAUGCAGGGAAGGUAGUCAGCCCUCAACCAUAAAAACUGAUUUUUGGAUUCUUUAAAAUGGGGGCUUGAGGGUAAAGGCAUUUCAUGAAAACUAAAGUCCAUAUACAAAGGUGUAAUGAAUAUUCCAAGAGAAACACAUCUCUUGGUGCUAUUAACUCAUUUUUGCAGCAAAACAUUACUUCUUAGGAAAUGUCUAAACUAGUGAGGAAAAGUUCAUUUAAACCUUUCCUUAUGUUUUUUAAGUUUUUAAAUUGUAUGUUGGCUUUUGAUUCCGGUGUCCCUUCUGACUGCUCUGGUUUGAAUUAAGUUAGUAUUACAACUGCAGUGCAUAUAACCUUCCCUACAAAACCGUUUCCUGGAAUGUGAAGCCCUCGUGCCAUUAGCUAUCCACACACAGAAAGUUUUAUGUACCUGCAUUUCUUUGUUGUGCACUCCAUUAGGCUGGUUGUGACUAGAAUCAGCUUAACUUUUUGUAUUAAAUUAUUUGACUAACUGCUACAGUCAAAAUGAUCAAAUCUUUGUAUGAUAGAAAAUUAUUUAAAUUUUAUUUUUCUACUGACAUUUCUAAUUCUGGUAUAAAUGUUUAUCAAUAAAGAAUUACUUUCAAUUCUG
This is a messenger RNA of Hipposideros armiger (great roundleaf bat), 3676 nucleotides long. It is a transcript of the gene TMEM170A, whose product is annotated as transmembrane protein 170A. The transcript has 4 exons. Gene Ontology annotation, cellular component: endoplasmic reticulum membrane. Gene Ontology annotation, biological process: endoplasmic reticulum tubular network organization. Bases 97 to 597 code for a protein of 166 amino acids. The record is from RefSeq and is a predicted model, not a curated record. Lineage: Eukaryota; Metazoa; Chordata; Mammalia; Chiroptera; Hipposideridae.